This is a messenger RNA of Pisolithus orientalis, 1767 nucleotides long. RefSeq lists its product as uncharacterized. Gene Ontology annotation, biological process: protein phosphorylation. The transcript is spliced from 7 exons. NCBI's taxonomy places the organism in Eukaryota, Fungi, Basidiomycota, Agaricomycetes, Boletales, Pisolithaceae. The record is from RefSeq and is a predicted model, not a curated record. Gene Ontology annotation, molecular function: ATP binding; protein serine/threonine kinase activity. The coding region runs from base 1 to 1767 and encodes 588 amino acids.
AUGUCAAAUGCUGCUCCAAACCUCAGCAACUUGGCAAUGCUGAUGCCUCCACCACCAAUGCCAACUGCUCAUCACAACCCCAAGUUUUCCCCUGCUGGCCUGAGUGUCCAAGUGCCAGCUGCUUGGCAGAAUGUCCCUUGGCCAGCAAACCCUCUGGCAAAUGCUGCAUCAGGCCACAUGAUCAUGCUGCCACCUGGCUCCACUGGUUAUAGUACACAGCAUGUACAUUAUGCAGCUCAAUGUGAAUGUUGGGCACACAUGGCUCACAACCCACCUCCUGCAGAGACAAUCUCCUUAGAAAUAUGGGCAGUCUUCAAAGCUGGGGGCAAAAAGAAGAAUCUGCAAGAAAACAACAUUGGGAGUCUCUGUGAGGGGCUGAAAGAUGUUGACAUGCUGAGCACUGUGCAUGAACUUUUGGCCAUAGCACUUGGCAUUUUGGUACUGUGCAUCAAAGAUUACUGCCCACAGUUUCCCUGCCCAAUGGCAUACUUUUAUGGUGACUGUCUCCAUGACAGCAAUUGGAGAGGAUCAAAAGCGAGGGUUUUUAAAUCAAAACAGUUCAUGUCAUUCAUCAUUGUACCUGCAAAUCAGUGGGAAGAAUUUCAAGAAUUUCAAGAGAAGCUCCACUCUAGCCCACCUGCCCACAAACAGCAGACAUCUCAGGCUGGCUUGAGCACUUCUCUCCCUGGUUCUACAGUCUUGACACCAGUUGUACCUCAAAGCAUGAUGACUUCUGAGCCAUCCACUCUUUUUUUCUCCAAGGGAGUGGUUUCUAUGAUGUCAAGUAGCACGUUUGAUCACCCAAUCUUGCAUGAUGUUUCACAUCUUUGGUAUGGAGAAAAGGAUAUGGUGCUGCCCACUAAUUCAAGUGUGAUGUCUGGUAAAUGCCACCACCAUCAUACUAGUAGUUCAUCCAGCAGUUCUACUCCCCUUCCACCCCAGAAGAGAUCUGUGAAAACUUUCUUGUCCCCCAACUGCAAUCAAAUCAAGAAAGCAUUACAGUCUGGGGGGGCCUCUGAAUUCAAUUUAAAGACAGUCUUCUGGCAGAAAGUCAUACAAGUGGACUUUUACCCCAUCCUGACCCAUGAUCUUAAUGAUCUGCUCAAUGCCUCUGCUGAUUUGAUCAUCAGAGUCAGAGCAUUCAAGAUGGCCCAAAUUGCACAACUCAACCUAUCACCUCUCAGGGACAUGGGUAUUGGGUCAUCUCCCAAUGAUCACAUCAUCCUCAAAAGACCAUAUAUUGACAACCAUCCUGCAGAAGUCAAACCCCCAUUCACAUGUUAUGCCCUACAAGAUGAGUCCAACAUACUUUACUGUGAAGCCAAUGCUUUGUACUGGGCCAAAGCACUCUUGCAGAUGACAUACCAAUUUGUUGAUCAUGCUGUUGAAGAUACCAAGGUACUGCCACCUUUCGAAAUUCCUUGCCUGUGCUUUGUGGAUGCAGGAUUGUUAUUUGCAUAUUUGGAUGUGCCAGCAGAAACAGAAAGGGGGUCUGGGAAGCUGUACAAGCCCAGCAGUAUUGUGAAUGUCGCAUACCUUGUUGAGGAACUCAUCCCCAUGUCCUCAGAUGAUGAGUUUGUGAAGUACAUCCACAAUGGCGAUGCAGCUCCUUGCUUCCUUCUGGAUACAAAGGCAGAAGAGAUUGCAGACUUUUUGGCCUUCACUCAACAUGUACAGUACAUCAUGACUGGUGGUCAAGUAUACAUAUCUGACUAUCAAGGUAGUGGACUGCUUUUGACAGAUCCACAGAUCCUCACACAUCCAUAA